Lachancea nothofagi CBS 11611 is the source of this 2307-nucleotide messenger RNA. The record is from the annotation of a GenBank genome assembly. NCBI's taxonomy places the organism in Eukaryota, Fungi, Ascomycota, Saccharomycetes, Saccharomycetales, Saccharomycetaceae.
AUGAGCAGUGACUUAAGUGACGAGGACGGUUCAAGCAGGUCAAACAGACGCAAGGAGAAGACUAUAGAGCUGAUCGAGGUGGACGGCAAGAGAGUGAGCAAGACAUCGACCGGGAAGCGGAAGUUUCACAAGAAAUCGAAGAACGGUUGCGACAAUUGCAAACGGCGCAGGGUUAAAUGUGAUGAGGCAAAGCCCGCGUGCCAAAAAUGUCUUGCGAUGAAGCUGGACUGUAUUUACACUCCGGUAACUACUCGCAAGCGCAAGAACAGCGGUAGCUUGCUUAACGCCAGAUCUGUCGCGUCCCGGCGUGAAGAUCUAUCCGAACGUCUCGAUUCGUCCGACGGGGAAAACGAUGACUUGUUGCAAGCGAAAGAACCUUCUUCUGUCAACGGUAGCAGAAAGCCCAGCAAUGCUGCCGGUGACCCUCGAAGGCACUCCCAACUCCCAACGCCGGUUGCUGGUCAACUCGGUUCCCCCGAUAACUUGUUGCUUCCGCCUCUAUUUCCAGGCGAGAAUAUGCAAUUACAACAACAAAUACAACAGCAACCGCAGCUGCUUCCGCAGCUGAUGACUUUGAGUAAUUCGGAAAAAUUUGCCGGAUUUGACUUCCCUAACAGCCCUCCAUUCCAAUCUACCUCUAUGAACUUAACGAAUAGCAUAGGCAGCAUUUUUGCAGCCAACAAACUCCCAACUAACGUACUUAACAAUGUCAUGAACCAACAGCAGCAGCAACAGCAGCGGCUGUCGUCUCCGCAUAAAUCACAUCACCACAGUCAACAACAUCAACACCCACAAGCAUCUCCGCUGUCUUCGAUACUGCAAUCACAAGAGAUGGUGCAGACUCUAAGUAAAGCCGGCGUCAGCUUUAAACAAAUGGCUAUGUUUUCUACUGCUGGAAUUGGCGGUGUUACAUAUGACUUCCAAGAACUUCUGGGCAUGAAAGCUAACGGUGCUGGUGAUGGCCAAGGAAAAAGUGCUACGGCCACCGCUGAAGAAGUACUAGCUAAAAUGCAGCAUCAGCAUCAGCAAAGCAUAAAUCGACCUGGGUCGCAAAAUAUGCCAGAAGACCAAAAUGGCAAUACGCAUCGUGCUAGCACAUCCAAUCUCGAUCCGAAUGGUACUCCAAGCCUCGCAAACAAUCCCACAAUAUCUCCAGCAGCACCCAUGUCGCCAAUGGCUAAAGCCGUGAAUCCACAUAUAGCGCCAGAUGGUGAUAGCGAGUAUUACGAUGAGAAACCCACCUCAGCCCAAAAUCCUGUUCUGACCAGCAAGAUGAUGGAUAAGUCUAACACCCAAGAAUCGACGUCAACAGAGGACUCUCAGCCAGGAACAAUGGCUAGGUUGAUUCAACUGUCAAAUCAGGGAACCUUGAAUCUAGUUGAUCUGAAGCUUUUUCAUCAUUAUUGCACAGAGACGUGGCCUACCAUAACAUCCGCAGGAAUCAGUGGUGAGCGCAUAUGGAGUGACGAGAUUCCCAAACUUGCAUUUGAUUACCCAUUUUUGAUGCACGCGCUACUCGCAUUCAGCGCUACCCAUCUCUCGAGGAAAGAGCCCGGUUUGGAACAGCAUGUUGCAGCCCAUCGACUCGAUGCACUGAGGCUACUGCGGAAGGCAGUAUUAGAGAUUUCAGAGGAUAACACAGAUGCUUUGGUUGCAAGCGCGCUGAUUCUGAUUAUGGACUCGCUAGCCAAUGCAUCAUCGACAAGCUCGUCUGCUUCAGACUCUUUGGUGUCGUCCAUGUCUCCCUCUGCUUGGAUCUUUCAUGUUAAGGGAGCUGCCACAAUCUUGACUGCAGUAUGGCCAUUGACGGAAAAAUCUCGAUUCCAUAACCUUAUAUCUGUGGACCUGAGCGACCUGGGCGACAUUAUCAACCAGGAUAGUGGGACGGUAUCCGAGCUAGUUUGCUUUGACGAAAGUAUUUCGGACUUAUAUCCCGUGGAGAUCGAUUCUCCGUACCUCAUAACUUUGGCAUACCUCGAUAAGCUCCACCAUGAGAAAAAUCAAUCUGAUUUUAUUUUGCGAGUAUUUGCAUUUCCAGCUCUGCUGGACAAGACGUUUUUAGCGUUGCUUAUGACCGGCGACAUGGGUGCCAUGCGGAUCAUGCGAUGCUACUACCAGCUUUUGCGCGGCUUCGCCACGGAAGUGAAGGACAAAGUGUGGUUCCUGGAAGGCGUCACCCAAGUGCUGCCGCAAGACGUUGAUGAUUACAGCGGUGGCGGUAUGCAUAUGAUGUUAGACUUCCUGGGUGGUGGAUUACCAUCAAUGACCACUACUAACCUUCAGCCUGGACUUUCUGAUUUUAUGUAG